AUGUGAGGCGUGAUGGAAAACCACUCGGACGUGUUGUUUGUCCUUCAUGGACUCAACGGGUCGGCAUCCAGCCGUCAGAUCUACUUCUCCUUGGCGCUGGCGUCCUACGUAUUCACGCUGCUGGUCAAUGUGAUGCUCAUUGUGACAGUGUACGUGGAGAAAACACUGCAUGAGCCCAUCUACAUCUACCUGUGCAAUCUGUGCUUCAAUGGCAUCUUAGGGGCGUCUGUUUUCUACCCAAAACUGCUGGGCGACCUGCUGGCAGAGGCGCACGUCAUCUCAUACGCCGGCUGCCUGGUGCAGAUCUUUGUCCUCUACUGUUACGUCUUCUGCGAGUUCACCAGCCUGACAGUCAUGGCGUUUGACCGCUAUGUGGCCAUCUGCAAGCCGCUGCAGUACCGUGCCGUGAUGACGCCGCAGAAGGUGGCGCAGCUGCUGCUGCUGACGUGGUGCUUCCCGCUGCUGGAGACAGCAGUGGGCACGGCCUUGACAGCGAGGCUGCCCCUCUGCGGCCGUCACAUCCGCAAGUUGUUCUGCACCAACUGGGAGGUGGUCAAAUUGUCGUGCGUCGAUACCACCGUCAACAACAUCUACGGCUUCGUGCUCAUGUUCUUGCACGUCUCGCAGGCGGGCCUCAUCGUGGUGUCCUACGCCCACCUGGUGCGCGCCUCGCUCAGGUCACGCUCUGACCGCCGCAAGUUUGUGCAGACAUGCGUGCCGCACCUGCUCACACUGCUAGUCUUCACCACAUCACUGGUGUUUGAUACCUUGUUCUCUCGCUAUGGUGGCGGCCAGCUGCAUGUGCUGCAGAACGUGCUGGCCGUCGAGUUCCUGGUGGUGCCGCCCCUCGUCAACCCCGUCAUCUACGGAAUCAAACUGCAGCAGAUCCGCUGGGGCAUCAUCCACAACUUCAUGCACAAAGACGUCCCGCCGUCGCAGGCGGACCCGCGCUGACCAGCGUCGUUCCAUCUUAAGACGUUUUUGUUGCUUUUUAUCUAAAACUCAAGACGCCACAGACAAGUUGAACUCUGCCUCAUUUAUUUUUUUGGAAAUGUGUUCAUGUAAACAUUGGUGGUGCUUCACUUGCAGCGACAAAAAUAUAUAGAUUCAUCUUGUUACCCACACCAGGAUGUGACGUUACACCAUGCGGCGAACCAGCUUGUUUCUUUCUGGCUCAAGGAACUCUUCCACCAGAGCGUCUGUUACCUUCCUAAGCUCCGCCUCCAGACAACCCACAUCACUGCAAACGCAGUGAACAGGAAGUGAUGUCAGUGAGUCCAUGGCCACACUCCAAAUCCCUUGUGAAUAAAGGCGGGCGAUGCAGUCUGAACAUUCUACAACUGGCAUGUGUGUGAGUUAGUGGUUUGGCCCACAACAUAUCAGAAAAGAGAAAAAUGUCGGUCGCUGUUUUCCAAAGCUGAUGUGUGUGAAUAUCAUGUUUUGCCUAAAACACAAAGAUAAUAGGUCUGCUUUCAUGGAUGACUCAGGAAAUUGUAAAAAUAUCCACAUUUGAGAGGCUGAAAUCGGAGGAUACUUACAUGAAAAAAAUAAUCAUCAAAUGCUAAAAUAGUUGUUGAUUAAUUGGAUAAUUGAUUAUUCAUCAAUUAGUUGUUGGAGCUCUAGAGUUGGACUCCUGAAAUCUGUUUUAGCUGUUCUUGCUAAGUGCCCAGGGUGGCAUCCCUCAGGGGCGCCGGAAGCGUAAGGAAAAAAUAUUUGAGCUCGGUGCUUAUUUGCGCAUCCGGUCAGUAUGUCAGAUGGGUUCCUUCUACAGGUAGGAUGCCGACGCUCCCAUACUGCUCACAUCAAGUGGAUAAAACCAAAGUAAUGAUGGAAAAAAGUAAAUUACAACAAAAAUUGUUAAAAAAAAAUAAAACAAAUGUAAUUUUUAAUAUUGUAUAACACUGAAUAUAUCGCAGGCUAAGAGUCUCAAACUUAUUUCACUAUGAAGAGCUUGAAUAACAAUAACGUGCAACUUGUCAAUGAGUUGCCUUUAGCCUUACUAGUUGAGGUGCCGACGAUGGGGGGUGAUGAUUAAGUGUCAACAAAGAAAAGAGAACAUCAAAGCCAUCAGGUGCACACUUUAGAAAAAGCCAAAAGGUAAAAGAUAUGGCGCUAUGUCAUUGCUUUAUGUACAGGGUGGGCCAAUCAAAUGUUACCACUUUUUAAUCAUACACAAGUUUUUGAAAUGAGAACUUAUUCAAAAAUUGUAUUUACAGAUUUGUAACAGAAACAUCAAAUUAACAUUUGAUACCAAAGGUUUCCCACUUUGUCUCUUGUUUUCCACACAGUUCAAUAAUUGAUGACAUGUUCAAGCCACGCUCCUCUUUCGUGGAUUACAGCAGCAACACGCACAAUGAAGUUUGUGAUGACAUUGCCACACAUUCUGUGGGGAUACAUGAAGGAGAGAGUGUACUGCAACAACCCGCAGACCAUUAAGGCCCUGAAGACCAACAUCCGUCAGGAAAUUCAGAGAAAUUCAGAGAAUCCCUCGUUAAGGAUUGGUAUCAAAUGUUAAUUUGAUGUUUCUGUUACAAAUCUGUAAAUACAAUUUUUGAAUAAGCUCUCAUUUCAAAAUCUUGAAAUGUCCCACCCUGUAGCCCAUCUUAUGGUCUAACGUUAUUUGGUAGCUAAUGUCAUAUAGCCGGUGGCGGUUUCUGAUAUGUGCCUCAUGUACGAGAGCACAGGGCAGCAUUGAGACUGCUUUGACUGUGGUGUCGCACCACGAAAACAGUGAAACCAUUCUUGCCUGGGCAUGCCUCUACCUUUAGAGGAUAAAUACUUUGGCUCCAUGCCUCCGCCAGAAAUAAAUGAAUAAAUUAAUAAAGCAGUGAAAUGUUUGGGCGAGGGCUCUGUUAACUUGUUGUAACCUGUACUCUGAUGUCUGGUUUUAUGUUGCAAUAGAUAAUAGGGAGUAGAU
This is a messenger RNA of Dunckerocampus dactyliophorus (ringed pipefish), 2917 nucleotides long. Its product is annotated as olfactory receptor 4E1-like. Lineage: Eukaryota; Metazoa; Chordata; Actinopteri; Syngnathiformes; Syngnathidae. The transcript has a single exon. Gene Ontology annotation, molecular function: G protein-coupled receptor activity; olfactory receptor activity. The record is from RefSeq and is a predicted model, not a curated record. Gene Ontology annotation, cellular component: membrane. Bases 13 to 954 code for a protein of 313 amino acids. Gene Ontology annotation, biological process: G protein-coupled receptor signaling pathway.